ACAACAGCCAUCGAUGCCGACACGGAAAGGACAACAACGAAGGCUACGUAUCAUAUCCCUGCAACAGCCCUCGCUGCCAACUUAUAUUCGCUCACCACAAGCACUUCAUACUGCCUUCUACGGGUCUCACUUCACUUACGUCUUCACUUCGGUCGCUCGGAAAUAAGUACAAGCAUCAUGACGUCUUCUCGCAAGUUCUUGGUUGGAGGAAACUGGAAGAUGAACGGCUCCAGGCAGCUCGUGGAAACCCUGGUCAAGGCCUUGAACGAGGGCUCCUGGUCCAACAACGUCGAGUGCGUGAUCGCUCCCCCAUCACCCUACCUGCACCAGGUCCGCAGCACUCUCCGCUCCGAGGUCGGCGUCUCUGCCCAAAACAUCUGGACCGAAGCCAAAGGCGCCUACACCGGCGAAAUCAGCCACGAGAUGCUCACGGACCUAUCCAUCAAGUGGGUCAUCCUCGGGCACUCUGAGCGACGCGCCAUCUUCAAAGAGUCCGACGAGCUGGUCGGCAAGAAGGUCGCCAACGCCGUCAAGGCCGGUCUGAACGUCAUCGCCUGUUGCGGAGAAACGGAGGCCGAGCGCGAUGCGGGCAACACCACCGAGGUCGUGUUCAGGCAGAUCAAGGCCAUCGCGAGCCAGCUGUCCGCUGCGGACUGGAGCAAGGUCGUCAUCGCCUACGAGCCUGUCUGGGCCAUCGGAACAGGCAAGGUUGCCACCCCUCAGCAGGCGCAGGAUGCGCACAAGGAGAUCAGGGGAUGGUUGGCGGCCAAUGUGUCCAAGGAGGUUGCCGACUCUACUCGUAUCUUGUACGGUGGAUCCGUCAGUGCGAAGAGCUCGCCCGAUCUGCAGAAGGAGCAGGACAUUGACGGGUUCCUUGUUGGUGGAGCUUCUUUGAAGGAUCAGGAGUUCUUGCAGAUCUUGAACAGCAGGUUGUAAAUUUAGCAUCGAAAAUACCAUCGUAUAUAGACCUGUAGCGUAGGUGGAAACGUUCUUUGUGUGUGGCAAGACCAGCAUCAUGUCAUUUCAAUCUCAUAACCCUAUGCACGUUGCUUUAUUCAAUGCCGCUUCAUCUAUUUCGUAUCUGAAUUUAAAGAGCUUUCGUGCCCUGUGCGCUGAGACUUGGG
This is a messenger RNA of Fimicolochytrium jonesii, 1124 nucleotides long. Its product is annotated as Triosephosphate isomerase. Gene Ontology annotation, molecular function: triose-phosphate isomerase activity. The transcript has 3 exons. Bases 178 to 936 code for a protein of 252 amino acids. The record is from RefSeq and is a predicted model, not a curated record. Gene Ontology annotation, biological process: glycerol catabolic process; glycolytic process; gluconeogenesis. Gene Ontology annotation, cellular component: cytosol. NCBI's taxonomy places the organism in Eukaryota, Fungi, Chytridiomycota, Chytridiomycetes, Spizellomycetales, Powellomycetaceae.